AUGAGAAAAGUAAUAGCCGUUGAUGGGACAUUCUUGAGGAGCAAGUAUGAAGGAGUUUUGCUAUCGGCGGUGGCACAAGAUGCUGAGAAUCAUAUAUUUUCAGUGGCUUUCUGUGUUGUGGACAAGAAAUGCAAUGUCUCAUAUGAAUAUUUUUUUCAAAACAUGAGAAGCUUUGUAGAUGAUAUUGAUGAAUUGUGCAUUAUUUCUGAUAGGCAUCCAAGUAUUCGAAAGAUGAUUUCGAUUAUCUACCCUGCAUCUCAUUAUGGUUGUUACAUGAGAUACCUUGGGGAAAAUAUUCAAAAUAACUUUCACAAUUCAAAGGUAGUGACCCAUUUUUAUAAAGCAGCAAAGGCGUACAAUAGAUGUGGGUUCAAUGACCAUUUCAAUCAAAUAAGAGAUUUGGUACCAAAGGCGGCUGAAACUCUUAAAUGUAUUGGAUUCCACACAUGGAGCAGGGCAUUUUGCCUGGGAAAUAGAUAUAACAUUAUGACGUCAAACAUCGCGGAGUCAGAGAAUUCUAUGUUUGAUGUUGAAAGAGAAUUUCCCAUUGUCGCUCUAUUUGAUGAAAUAAACAGGAGAUUUGCACUUUUAUUUCACUAG
Messenger RNA from Solanum stenotomum, 600 nucleotides. RefSeq lists its product as uncharacterized. Bases 1 to 600 code for a protein of 199 amino acids. The record is from RefSeq and is a predicted model, not a curated record. Lineage: Eukaryota; Viridiplantae; Streptophyta; Magnoliopsida; Solanales; Solanaceae. The transcript is spliced from 2 exons.